AUGAGAAAAGGAAAUGCUAAAGAGAAAGUCGGUGGAGGCUGGGUUUGCUGCUCUAUAAAAGUACAGAGAGAGUAUUUGGACGAAAGUUCCAGGGGGAAGGUGAGGAACGUGCUCAAUCUGGGCCAUAUGACUGCACAACACAGCUCAAAGGACGGUCCAAAAGCUCUUUCCAUCUUUCCAUCAGAAGUGUCACUAGUCCGAUCUCCUGAUAACCCCUCGUGUGAGCUGCAGCCCUUGAUGGCUCUUCCUCAGGAGACCCUUGAAAAGCAGUCAAACCAUGACCAGCCAGGGGCCCCCUCAGCGCGGCCCCUCCACAAGGCACGGGCCUGCGUCCUCAAGGGCCUAUCUUAUUUUGCUGGAGACAUGGCACCUUUCGCUAAAUGGAUGGAGAGACAGUUCAUUCUUCUCCAGCUGAUGGACUGGGUGUUGAGAGGCGCUGCGCAGGUCAUGUUUGUGAACAACCCUCUGAGUGGACUGAUCAUUUUUGCGGGUCUCAUCCUUCAGAACUACUGGUGGGCGCUCAAUGGAUUUGUGGGAACACUUUUUGCAACACUUUCUGCUCUUAUUCUACAACAAAACCGGGGUGCGAUAGCAGCUGGGUUAUAUGGAUACAAUGGUAUCUUGGUGGGCCUGCUUAUGGCAGUGUUCUCCAACAAAGGAGACUGGUACUGGUGGCUGUUGUUGCCGAACAUCUUUAUGUCUAUGAUGUGUCCUAUAGUAUCCAGUGCUCUGGCCUCCAUAAACAGUCGUUGGGACCUUCCAGUUUUCACUCUUCCCUUUAACAUCCUGGUGUGUCUGCACAUGGUCGCCACUGGACACUACAACCAUCACUUCCCCCAGGUCCUGAUCCAGCCACGAUCUGAGCUGGCCAACAUCACCUGGGCAGAGAUAGACCUGCAAAAGCUGUUUAUGUCGGUGCCUGUGGGAAUAGGCCAAGUCUAUGGAUGCGACAAUCCUUGGACUGGGGGCAUAUUCAUUAUUUCUCUUUUUAUUUCGUCACCCAUCACAUGCAUUCACGCAGUCCUGGGUUCGGCGGUGGGUAUGGUUUCAGGUCUUGCACUGGCCGCACCGUUUGGGGACAUUUACUUUGGCCUGUGGGGAUACAACUGUGUGUUGGCGUGCAUUGCUAUUGGGGGCAUGUUUUACACCCUGACCUGGCAGGUCCAUCUUCUUGCGAUCACAUGUGCAUUUUUCUGUGCAUACCUUGGCUCAGCUAUUGCCAACAUAAUGUCAACGUUUGGGCUCCCAGCAUGCACCUGGCCCUUUUGCCUUUCUGCAUUGACAUUUCUGCUCAUCACCACAGGCACUAAUAAGAUUUUUAAGCUGCCUCUGGCUAAAGUCACUUACCCCGAGAAGAACCUGUCCUACUCCAGAAAGCAGAAGAAGCUGCAGAAGUUGGAGCAGGCAGAAAAAGAAGACAAAAAGAAAAAUGAGUUACAAAAAGCUAUUGAGGACGAGGUGAUUAGAAAUGACAAAGAACAACUGCGAAUUCAGAUCGAACAGAUGGAGGAGGGGAACAAAGUGUUGAAUGAUAAGGACAAGGAUGAACCACAAAAUCAAGACAUGACUGGAGUUGAGGCCAUAAAGUAG
Knipowitschia caucasica is the source of this 1590-nucleotide messenger RNA. The record is from the annotation of a GenBank genome assembly. Lineage: Eukaryota; Metazoa; Chordata; Actinopteri; Gobiiformes; Gobiidae.